CAAUAGCCACCAGUUCUUACAAUUUUGAACUUGAUCAGAUCACCAUACAAGAUGCCACCGUCGUCCUUUUCCAUCAUGUCCGCCAACGUGAGGCUUUGCCGAGCUGUUGGUUUGUGGUAUGAUCUAACCCACUGGAGAUUUACCUGGCAACCGAUUUUCGUCAUUUUAUCUCAAGUUUUCUGGUUCAUGAUUCCGACUGUGGCGUUCAUGAUUCAGAGGGAGAAAAUUUUCGCAGUGCAGUUGAAACCUAUUUUGGAGAUUGUCGAAAUUGGGAUGAUAGUAUUCCGUACGACCGCCCACUGGUACGGUCGGCGAUCGCUGACUAAUUGCUUCGAUGAUCUGCAUAAAGCUUUUGAACAGUUUUCCGUCAGUGCCCACGAAGAUAUCCGCAGAACAUUGCGGCAUUUGCAGCGAUCGGCCAGUUACCUGGUCAAAAUCUACGUAUUUGUCGUGCUGUUCCAGGCGUUGUCCUAUGGACCGCUGGCUACUUUCAUUACCAUUGUACGAUAUUGCCGUUCAGAUGAGACCCUCGUUCUGACUUCACCGGUAUUGGAAGCUGAUUAUGUUUUCUUCGAUCAUCUGUCCAGUUUCUCAGCUUGGCUACCAUCGAGUCUCAUAUCCGUAUCCGUACAGUUUAUGAUGGUUAUUUCUAUCACAGCGAGUGAGUGCCUGUUGUGGAACUUGUUGCAUCACGUGUCCUGUUUGUUCCGAAUCGUUCGUUAUGAAAUAUCCCGGUUGGAUGGUUCUUCAGAUAGGAAAACUUUCAGGAAGCAAUUCGUUGAAAUCAUCAGUGCUCACAAUACAGCAUAUAGGUGUGCCCGUCGUCUGGAAAGUAUUCUAAGUCCUGUGGUGGGUAUGCUGUAUUGUUCGUGCAUAUUCCAGACCUGUUACGUGCUCUUCGUAACCAGUGUGGUGGACGACCCGAUGCUUAUGGCUUCGAUGAUCUUCAUUCUGCAGUAUACCACAUUUCUCAUAUUUUCGUUUUCGAUGUUAGGCACCGAACUGAUGGGAGAGAGUGCAUUGGUUUCCGAAGCUAUCUACACUUCUACACGGUGGUACGAGUGGUCAGUGGACAAGCGUCGUUUGGUUCUGUUUGUCCAGAUGAGAGCCGAUCGAAUAACGGGAAUAACAGCUUCAAAGUUUUUCUAUCUAACCAGGCCGACAUUUGGAACGGCUAUGAAGACAGCAUUUUCGUUCUUCACAAUUAUUCGGAGUCUUUUCGAAAAUUAAACAUGAAAAUAAAAUUUGACCUUAUAUAAUUCUUGUAAAAGUUAUAUUGAGAUAUUCUUAGAAAAGAUACAAUGUUCAAAAUUAUAUGAAUUUUAGAAUCA
Molecule: messenger RNA, 1331 nt
Organism: Aedes aegypti (yellow fever mosquito)
Lineage: Eukaryota; Metazoa; Arthropoda; Insecta; Diptera; Culicidae
Gene: Or27
Exons: 4
Coding region: 52-1230 (392 amino acids)
Biological process (GO): sensory perception of smell; detection of chemical stimulus involved in sensory perception of smell
Cellular component (GO): plasma membrane
Molecular function (GO): odorant binding; olfactory receptor activity
Source: RefSeq, a predicted model, not a curated record